Molecule: messenger RNA, 906 nt
Organism: Phycodurus eques (leafy seadragon)
Lineage: Eukaryota; Metazoa; Chordata; Actinopteri; Syngnathiformes; Syngnathidae
Product: eukaryotic translation initiation factor 1b
Exons: 4
Coding region: 180-521 (113 amino acids)
Biological process (GO): translational initiation
Cellular component (GO): eukaryotic 43S preinitiation complex
Molecular function (GO): translation initiation factor activity; ribosomal small subunit binding; RNA binding
Source: RefSeq, a predicted model, not a curated record
ACUCCAUUUUGAGACAGCUUGUGUGGCACCACCGAGCCCAGAAGCGAAGCCGAGCCCAGCCCAGCCUGUCGUCGUCCCUUGUCUAGGCCCCGAACGCUAGCACGACCCAAACCCACUCAGCCGACUAACGAACGCUCGCUAACCAAGUUACUAUCCGAAAGGAAAGCAAAUCUUAUCGUAUGUCCGCUAUUCAGAACCUCCAAACUUUUGACCCCUUUGCUGAUGCAACUAAGGGUGAUGACUGCCUCCCAACUGGGAAAGAAGACUACAUCCACAUAAGAAUCCAACAGCGGAACGGCAGGAAGACCCUCACGACUGUCCAGGGCAUUGCUGCAGAGUAUGACAAGAAGAAGCUAGUUAAGACCUUCAAGAAGAAGUUUGCUUGCAAUGGGACUGUGAUCGAGCACCCGGAGUAUGGUGAAGUGAUCCAACUUCAGGGAGAUCAACGCAAGCAUAUUUGCCAGUUCCUCAUUGACAUUGACCUGGCCAAGGAGGAGCAGCUCAAAGUCCAUGGUUUUUAGACGCUACCGGCAGCCCCCGGAAGACCAUCAGCCCUCCUCCCUGCCGCUCCCAUGUGCUGCUGUUGCUCUCCCUUCCUCCCACCAGCCCCCCUUGUGCCCCAAACCAGCUCCUGCUAGCUAAGGUGAACAACCUGUUCUAACAUGGGACUGUGUACCACCGCCACUGCUGCCCUCCGCCACCUGGGGGCAGACUCGCUGCUGCGCAGACUCACCGAAGCUCCACAUGACAUCCGGGAUGAAUGGUGACAAAGUCUCCGCACGCACUUCCUCCUUCCCUUGGGUUAUUUCCUUUUUAGGUCUCUGUGCCACGAUGAGGAGGCACUAUUCAUGUAACUUUUUUUGUUUUGUACUUUAAGGUGUUUCAAUAAAAUGAUGCGUCUCCAUA